AUGGAAAGAUAUGAAGUAGGCUUUGUUUCUAAGAAACAAAGAGUAACCAAAUCUUCGUCGGCAAAAUAUGUCGAUAACGUUGUCUACAGAUUGUAUUUUAAGGGUUUGGUUAGCAAUGAUAUUGCAGCAGAUAUUACUGCGGAGCAUGAUGGGAAAAAGAUGGCGAUGGCUGGUUUUGGAGUUGCAAUUUGCAAUCCGAAAGAUGAGUUGUUGUUUGAGAUAAAAGAACCAAUGAACGACGCCAAGAUCAACAUCGAAAGAGUUGAGAUUAGGGUUUUGGUUCGUGGAUUAAGUGAAGCACUCGAUUUAGGGAUCAGAAAGCUUGUGAUUUAUUGUGAUGACUCUUCGAUUUACCAAAAUAUAAUGAUUGGUAAAUGUGAUCCUAAGAAGGAAAGAGUUGUCGAACAACUAUUGGAACAAGUCCAUCGCCUUCUAGAAAAAUUUGAUUCUAGUAGAGCUAUUCUAGUUUGUAGAAACAAUAUCAAGUUUGUUUUUAAUCUUGCAAGAGAGGCAAUUGUUUCUCAAACCAGCACCGCCUCGGAGGUUAAGGGAGAAGUUUGUGUCAUUUCUCUGGAAGAAACCACGGUAGAUCGCAUGUUCUUUGUCGGUAAAUGCCUUCACCGUUAUUGUUUUCCUUGUAUUAAUCAGUUUGUGGAAGUCAAACUGCAAAACGGAACUGUGCCCACAUGCCUUGAUAAUGAAUGCAAGUUAGAGCUGAGUCUUCAAUACUGUAGCAAGGUUUUGAAACCUAAGGUGAUUCAGAUGUGGAAACACAAGAUGAAAGAGGAUUCCAUUCCCGUAGCUGAGAGUAUCUAUUGCCCCUAUCUAAACUGCUCAAUGUUGAUGUCCAAAACCGCGGUUUCUCGAUCUGAUCAAUCGAACGAUGCAACAUGUAUCAAAUGUUCUGGACUCUUUUGCAUUGAUUGUAAAGUACCAUCGCAUUCUGAUUUGUCGUGUACUAAGUACCAAGAACUUCACCCUGGCACUCUAGUUGAUGAUGAGUUGAAGCUUAAGUCUCUAGCACAGAACCAAAAAUGGCGCCAAUGUGUCAAAUGUCGACAUUUAAUUGAGCUUAAUCAAGGCUGCAACCACAUGAUUUGCAGAUGUGGGUAUCAGUUUUGCUACAGAUGUGGAGUUGAAUGGAAGAAGAGUCAAGUGAUUUGUCCUACAGGUUGCUCACGUGCUGCCGAUGGUGAUUUUGAUUAUAAUGAUGGAGAUGAUCAUGAAGGUUGCUGGGAUGAUUUGUAUGCUGAUGGUGGUUUAUCCGAUGAUUCUCCCCCUGUCCCUGAUUACGUGGGUUAUUAUAGUCUUUAG
Molecule: messenger RNA, 1314 nt
Organism: Camelina sativa (false flax)
Lineage: Eukaryota; Viridiplantae; Streptophyta; Magnoliopsida; Brassicales; Brassicaceae
Source: RefSeq, a predicted model, not a curated record